Messenger RNA from Mastomys coucha (southern multimammate mouse), 730 nucleotides. Its product is annotated as prolactin-5A1-like. Gene Ontology annotation, molecular function: prolactin receptor binding; hormone activity. The transcript has 5 exons. NCBI's taxonomy places the organism in Eukaryota, Metazoa, Chordata, Mammalia, Rodentia, Muridae. Gene Ontology annotation, cellular component: extracellular region. The record is from RefSeq and is a predicted model, not a curated record. Gene Ontology annotation, biological process: female pregnancy; positive regulation of receptor signaling pathway via JAK-STAT; mammary gland development. Bases 32 to 730 code for a protein of 232 amino acids.
GUUGGUGUCCACACUGCUGAAAAGUAAAGGGAUGCAGCUGUCUUUGACUCAGCCAUGCUCCUGGGCACUCCUGCUGCUGAUAUUGUCAAACCUGCUUCUGUGUGAGAGUGUGGCCUCUGUGCCCAAGUGUGAAGUAAUAAAUGGGCAAUGCCAGCUGACUCUCGAGCACUUGCUUAAUCGGGCACGUGGUCUAUCUGAGAACACCAAUCGCCUCACUUCAGAAAUAUUCAAUGAGUUUGAUAAAGAACACUCUUCUGCUCCAGGUUCCUGGGGCAAAAUCCCCCUGGUGUGCUACAAUUAUUCCCUCACUGUUUCAGAUAGCACAACAGAAGAGCAAGAGAUUCAGCCUGAGGUCCUCUUGAAAGUGUCCAUAGGUAUGUUGCUUGGCUGGAACCACACCCUGAGGCACGUAGCAGCAGAUAUGGCUGAUAUGAAAUCAAUCCCUGGUGUUGGAACUUUCAUAUCUAAUGUCAGAAAAAUAGCUGCAAAAUUCACAAGACUCACAAGAGUACUAAAGGAGGUUAAGUCAUUGCUCCAACUGGCUCGUCUUGAAUCUGAGAAAGAUGAGGACUACCCUGCCUCAGCUGGACUUCCAUCAUUACAUCUGCUAACUAAGCCCUCUCGCCUUACUGUCUAUCAUGCUCUUCUGGGCUGUGUGAAUUAUGAUGCAGAAAAGAUUGCAACUCAUGUGAAGAUCCUGAGAUGCAAAAUGAUCCACAGAAACUGUUAA